CAGCCCUGAAGUAGCCAAUUAUGUACCGGUGUGGCAGUGAACAGUAUGUGCCGUGAUCGCGGCAGGAGAAACUCUGCCUAACUACAGCCCUAAGUGACGAUGACCUGCCCGGCCUGUCUGCCAGCUUAGAUCCGCUGAACUGGACGAGUCGCGAUGGACUUCGUUCUGAGCGGGGUGGCGGCGUGCGGAGCCUGCCUCUUCACCAACCCGCUGGAGGUCGUCAAAACUCGGAUGCAACUGCAAGGAGAGCUGAAGAGUCGGGGCUCCUACAGUGUGCACUACCGCAAUGUGUUCCACGCUUUUUACACCAUCGGGAAAGUGGACGGGCUGCUCGGCCUCCAGAAGGGACUGGUCCCUGCGCUUUAUUAUCAGUUUUUUAUGAAUGGAGUCCGGCUCGGCUCCUACGCCAUCAUCGAGUCAUCGGGUCACAUCCACACCAACGGCAGGGUGAGCGGGGUGAAGACCACGCUGGCGGGGGCUGUGGCUGGAGUGGUGGGGGCUGUCAUGGGCAGCCCUAUAUACCUGGUGAAGACUCAUCUGCAGAGUCAGUCCACCUCCUCCAUCGCUGUUGGUCACCAGUAUCAGCACCAGGGGAUGAUGCACGCUCUGAGUGUCAUCUAUAGGCAGCAUGGCAUUGUGGGAUUGUGGAGGGGCUCUAGUGCUGCUGUUCCCAGAGUCAGCAUAGGCUCAGCAGCUCAGCUCUCCACCUUUUCCUCCUCCAAGGAGCUGGUCAUGGAUCUACAGGUGUUUCCUGAAGACAGCUGGUUGGUGGCCCUGAGUGCCGGCAUGAUCAGCAGUGUGGUGGUGGUUCUGGCUAUGACUCCUUUUGAUGUGGUUAGCACACGGCUCUACAACCAGCCUGUAGAUCACCUGGGCAAAGGGCAGCUCUAUAAAGGAUUCACUGACUGCUUUUCAAAGACUCUGAAGAAAGAGGGCCUGGCAGGACUUUACAAAGGCCUCGGAGCCUCCUAUUUCCGGCUUGGUCCACACACCAUUCUGUCUCUAUUCUUCUGGGAUGAGCUACGCAAAUUAUAUUGGAAGGUCAGAUAACGUCAAGGAUGAAAAGGUGGAAAAGCUCAUUAAAUUCUGAGUACUGAGAUUAAAUGAGUCCUCUAAAAAGAGAAAGAAAUAUCGAAAAAAAUAAAAGAAAAACCAGAAGAGGAGGGUUGCUUUUUGUGAAAAAGGAACAAAGAACAUUUUACACUCCAUUAAGAAAAUUUGAAAAUAAAAUAUGGGAGAAUUGAAGGGCAAAGCUGUAUACAAAUAAGCCCUUUUACAGAUAUCAAGGCUUUAGUUUAACGUUCCGAGUUUGUGAUGUAGUUGUGACAUUACAUCAACCGUUGCAUCAUUUUAUGAUACUUAGCUCUUGAAUUAUGCCAUUCCGAAACAUUUAAAAAACCUGCACUUUGUACCUCCCAAAGCAUUUAUUGUUUGCACCAGCUUGCAAAAACAACAACUGCUGUUUCAGCUGUGCAGGCACAGCCGUCUGACAGGUUCAUGUCAGACGUGACUUGAUGCUUAGCCGGAGAAAAAAAGACACUCGCAGACGCUUUACCUUAGCAGUACGUUAACCAGUAACACAGCAACUGCACAUAUUCAAGAAGGGACUUUAUUUGAACUAUUUCAAAUAAAGACAUUAGGUAAAAUAGGUCAAAAAAUAAAAAAGUUACACAAAACACAAAAAACCUGCACAAUUUUUUUAAUUAGAGAAGAUGGCUUUGAAGAAAAAUAGAGCUCUAAGCAGUCUUUGCUUAACACGGUGAAUGAACAUAUAAACUAAUCAUGUUGUUUAUCCAGUCACUGUCAAACAAGAUGUAAUAGCAUAUUUAAUUUAAUAACUUGUUCUCUCUUUUUCCACUAAUAAAGAUGUUGGGUCAUAAAAAGUAAAAUUCAUUACAUUUGAAUUAAAUGCUAUUUCUAAGCAGUGACUUUUGUAUUGGACAAUUAUUAAAAAUGAUUAAAAAUAAAUAAUAAUGAUAGUAUUAAAAAAAAAAGUACUGUCAUACAGUAGUUUUUUCUAUGUGUUAAUGAUUAAUGAGGGCAAUUUCCCACGGCAAACCUGACCAUCUCCCACAGCACACUGGUUGAAAAACACUGUUCUAUGGUAAAGAUGAAGGUCCCUCUGAAGUUCCCCAAACCGGUUGGGUUGAGGAAUAAAAGUAAGCCCCCUUUCCAGCAAAUUAAGCCGUGGUGCGGUAGGUGUGAAAAGGGUAGAGAGGUUAAGGAUUAUGGACUUGGAGUCCCAGCCUAUAGGUCCCUCUCUGGGUGCAUUAAAGGUAUAGAGGUACCGGUUGGGCCUCUGUAAAUUUAGGCCUAUGUGGCGCAAAAAGUUCAUGAAAGGAAAAUAGACGGAAAACAUUAUGCACUCACUUAUCUAUUUUUCAGGAGAAAAAUAGGAGAUACAAAAUGUAAAAGAAUCUGGUAGCUAAAGAAUAAAAAGCUUUAUAAAGAGUUUGCUUUAAAAAAUAACUCCCUCUGUUUGGUAACAUAAACCGAUUUUUUUUUUUUAAACUUCCAGCUAGAUUUCUGUUUUUGUAGCAGUUCAGCACACUUAGGAAUUUCAUCGGGUGAAUACAGACAUUACCAAACCUGCUAUAGGCUGUGUUUGCCUUAAACAUGUCAUGAUUUCCUGACCUUAGGAGUUUGAAUAAUCCUUCAGAAUAAACAAACUAUAUUUAAAAAUAAACGUUUUAACUUUAGACCACUUUUAUCAUAACUAAACUCAGAUCAAAGACAUCAUGCUAUGUCUCAUAUUAGGUCAUUUGCGCAUUCGUAUGGAAAAAUGUAGACAGUAAUGGUAUAAUGUAAAUUUAAAUGCUAGCGUUUGAAAUGGGUUCAUGUUGUUGGCAGUAAUUUCAAAUAUCCUCUUAGUAUUGACAUAAUAAAGAUAUUGCCUGCAGCAAAACAGUUGAUAUACUCCCUUUAGUUUUAUCAUACUUUCACUUCCACAUUUAAUGACUCAGAUCUUCAGCACUGACUUAGAAGAGGGUUGUGAUCCCCCUAAAGAUCUAGUUAAACAUUUUUUUUAAAUGUGUUUUUAGAUCUUGUUAAACUCUAACUAACUCACGCCUUAAUAAACCAUGUCAGGUAAUUUAUAACCCACAUUUAAGAUUUUUAUCUCUAGAUGAGCAUCAUUCUGUUACAAAAUGAUGACAAAUUGUAAUAUUUUGUCAAGCAAAAAACAUCUUCAAUGUAAAUAAAGUGGUGUGAUGAACUUGUUUGUCACAUCACUUAUGACACACCUUAACAAUUUACUUUUGGCGGGUUCUAUUUAAUGGUAAGGGUUAGGGGUUAACCCUAACCCUAACCCUAACCCUAACCCCAACCCAUGGUUCAAUUAAAUUAAUUUUUUUAGGUUUUGUGAACUGAACGGUUUUUGAACUUACUAGCACCAGUUAUCACUUAAAAGUUACAGUCCAUCUGAUAUAUUCAUCAAAUUAUUUAAAAUAUUUUACCCAUUUAUGAUGAUGCAGUCUAUAUUUUGGAGGACAUUUUAUUUUGAAUUAAUUUUUGAAUAAGUUAAAUGUUUAGGCCUAAUACUUUGAGUCCUGCAUCUUUGUGCAGUUAAGGAACUUGGGCGUUAACAAAGAUUUUCAACAUCAUCGUCUUAGCCUUCAAAUUUACUUUCAGAAAUUAAAAAGUACUUUUUCUGGAAGAAACAAUUCUGGAUUAAACUUUCCAAAACCCAAAUUCUGGUCUUUUUUUUUUUCUUUUUGUAAAACUAUAUUCCUUUAGAGUUGGUUUUCCGCCUCGCUGUCGAGCUGUUUCUGUACCUAGUAAGGCCAAAUUACAACAAGAAGGAUGUUGUUGUAGCUGUAUUUUAUGACACCAUGACAGAUUGUCUAACAUACUGGUACUGAAACACCAGUAUGAAACAUAAAAGUGAUGAUGAUUGAAACAAAAAUAUUCAGUUGAAUUUUUUUUGUUUUUUUUUUGUUCUUCAAAUUUGUCAUGUGAAAUGCGUAAUACAGUUUUUAUGCUUUCUUGUUGAUUUUUUAUUUGUCUUCAGCUAAAAGUGCCUAAACGAUUUGAAAAGUUACUGUACGCACGCCAAACUUUACCUCAGAAAAGUUCAAAUUCAAGCAGAACGUGUGAAAUGUAUUUGUAUUGAAGGAAGAUGGACAAGCGUCUUGUCGUGACACAUAGGGUAAUCAUUAGACAGGGACUCUCGGCUACUGUUAAAAAAGAACUUUGGUUGAGGAAUUGCUAAGCUGAUUUGAAUUUUUUUUCUUGUAAAAUGAGAAAAUAAACUGAAUGUUACUUUGAUGGGUUUCGGAGAAUUUAGAUGAAAGCUCAAAAGUCACGUGAAACAAGACUUGAGAACAAAUAAAGUGAAGAUUGUACUCAAAGAAGUGGGGUCUUUUUUGCCUCGUUUUUUUCCAACAUGGCUGUAAUUUUCAGUGACAUGAACCCACACCAGGCUUGUUCAGUUAUAUAUUGAUAAAUAUUAAAUAAUUAAUAUUGCCAGUUGUGGAUUCACUUCCUCAGAAUUUACAAGAACUGAGGAAAUCUUCUCCCACUGAUGUUAGUUAAUUGGUGAAAUUCUACUGCAGCUGAUGGAGAACAGAAAGUACUGAUUUACUUCACAGAGCUGCACCAUCACUGCUUGUGUGACUUCAAGGAGGCUCAAGUGUUUUUGAUCAUUCUCUUUGCCCACAUGAUUAACUUACAUUUAAAGUGGUUUGCAAAGGUCACAUUCAUUAUGUGUUAAGAAAUAAAUUGUGCGUCAGCUGAUGAAAAACUGGGUUGUUUGAAGAUGACGGGGGUCAAACAACAACAUGCCACGUCAAUGCUGAGUAUUCAGGGGGAACAUUAACUGCGCAGAUCAACAGAGCUGACCAAAUACAUCCAUGUUCAUGAACAGGCCCUGUAGAGGUCUGAAGUGUAACUUUUUGUGUUUGGGGUUGAAGCUCAGCAGAGGAACUUUAAUGAAAAGCUUUUACACCAAAAGCAUACCUCCAGCAGUUACAAUAUGAAUCUGUAGAUUUACUACCUUUAGAUCAGAAUAAUGGCAGUGUUCUUGGUAAAAAAAAAAAAAA
This is a messenger RNA of Oryzias latipes (Japanese medaka), 5039 nucleotides long. It is a transcript of the gene slc25a35, whose product is annotated as solute carrier family 25 member 35. Lineage: Eukaryota; Metazoa; Chordata; Actinopteri; Beloniformes; Adrianichthyidae. The record is from RefSeq and is a predicted model, not a curated record.